AUGAAGUUCUAUUGUUCUACAAAGAAAUUUGAAGGUAAACAAGAAGCUCACGCCAUAGCGAGUAAACUCGAGGGGGCGGCGUUUCUAUGUAUUGCGAGAUUAGACGAUGAACUUCAAGAUGACCCAAAAGAAGUUAAAGCCGCUUUAAGGAAGGAAUUCAACAAAGAAUCGAUCGACCACGAGAAAGCUGUCGACGAAUUACGAGGUUUAAGGCGAAAAGGCGGUGAAACACCAGCACAGUUAGCGUGGAGAAUCGAAAAGUUGAUGGCGAAGGCUUACCCGGAGUUAUGCGCGUCAACACACGGAUCGGCAAAGAAAACAAAGGAACAAAUGUUACAUGAUACCUUUUUGGGAGCUAUUGACAAUGCAAUGAGUCGAAAGAUAAAGAGCGACAGUAAACAUCGAGAUUUAAAUUUAACACAACUUUCUGAAGAAUUAGAUCGGCUCGAGCUAAUUUAUAAAACAACAGCGCCAAAAGUAAACCUCGAAGUAAACAAUUGCAAAACGACAGGGAAAGCAGACGAAAUAUCGUUAAGAAAGAUAAUCAGAGAAGAGGUAGCAGCCGCCCUAUCCAAAGAAAACGAUGGAAGUCGGGAAACGGAGGACGAAACAAAAUGUACGGUCGGGUUCGUUGGAAAGAGAAAUUUCCCGCCAAAACCUAGGAGUGGAAAAACCGGUAAAAAUCAAGCGUGUUUCCACUGCCAGUCGCCUGAACAUUUUCGGAAAGACUAUCCAUUUAAAGAUCUUUGUCAACGCUGCUGGCAAAAGGGCCAUACAGCACCAUCUUGCAAUGCUCCAAACGGCCCUCGCCCUUCGCCGUCUUUAAACUCCAAGGCGGCUGGGAACAAUCGUCAGCAAAAAUAAAUUCGUUCUCAGCCGCGAAGAAAUUUAUUACACUAACUGGUACAGUGGUUCAGUCUGGAAGCAGAGAGUUCAAGCAUGAGUUUAUUUGUGAUUCUGGAGCAGAGAUUUCAGUUAUUCCAACGGCGUUAGCACAAGAACAUUACAUGAAAAUUCAACCAACUACACGUCACGUAGAGAUGGCUAAUGGGCCACACGCAGAAUGCAGAGGUGUGGUUCAAACGUCAGUUACGGUAGGGACAAAUAGUUGUAUAUUGAGUUUUUUGUGGUAAGUGGUGUUCAAAACGGGAUUCUGGGCCUGGACUCUUUGGGAAAAUUGGGUGUAUCGUUGAACACAAGGCAACAAUAGAUGGGGCCCAACCCGUGUUACAACCGGAAGUAGAUACCCCUCAGGAAAUACUAAAGUGUUGCCACAUACGAGUUGCGGAAAGUCGUGAUAUUAAGCCAUUUGAAGAAAUAUUUAUUUAUUUAUUUUUAUUUUACAAUCUUUGUCACAUGACCGGUUUAACCCACAGAGCUAGUUGCUCCUUUACGGGUAACCUGCUAAUGCAACACUGAAAUAUAGGUUAACACAGUGGAUAUAUCGCUUCAAAAUCGCUAAUCACUGAGACGUUUGAUUUAAUGUCGUUCUGAGCAAUUCUAAUUAUGUGGAUCGAAAAAAAAGGAGUUUAAUUUAAAUUUCACAUGCUCACUAAAAAGUGAUAUUUCCACUGGGUUAACAGCAACUAAUGACAACACAGUUUGACAGAAAGACUGGACAAGGGACGACACAAAUGACACUUUACACACACUGUUUUAAACGUUUGUGGAACAUCAAUGUCGUACACCUCUUCAACAAGCUUUUGGUAAUAUUUAAAUAGGCCGCAUUUAAAUUGACUGAUUGAGAGAUUUGACUGCCGUAAGUGUGAUGGUAAACAGUUAAAUGUCCUGGGUGAUCUGCACUAAUAACUGUUCUGAAAUGUUGAAGUGUUUACUCUAGGAACUUGUAAUAUAUUUUUUGCUGUUCCAUCAUUUUCUCUCGUCAACCGAUCUGUUGUCUUUACAUGGAUAUUAUGGUCAUUAGAUAGAACUAACGCUUUGUAAAGGUAGACCAUAUCCAGGAAUCCAGGAAUUCAUGCCAGUAUGUUAAUGGUAGUAAACCACUUUUGACAAGUCUAUCUUUGUAUGAUACUCCUGACAAGAAUGGCAGUGAUAAAAUGUAUCUGGUGGCGCGACGUUGGACGUUUUCUACUUGAAGGAUAAGUGAUACCGACUGUGGUGACCAAAUUUGUUUGCAAUAUGCCAUCUGGCUUCGCACCAUUGUCUUGUAAAGCGCAAGGCGGGUUUUCUCGUUGCGAAUGUCCAUUGAUGAUCUUUUAAUGAAGCCGAGCAUUUUGUUUGCUUUGGCACAUACCAUGCACACGUGCUGGUUCCAUUUCAAAUCGGAUGUGAUGAUCACUCCAAGAUCUUUCUGGGCAUUGGUUCUCUUGAUGGGAGUGUCGUACUUAAGGUGGUAGCUCGACGUCACUAGCUUCAGAUUUCUGGUCACCGAAAGAACUUCACAUUUCGAUUGAUUCGGAUCCAUCCGCCGCAAUUCACACCAAUUGUUAAUACCAUCAAGGUCUUUUUGAAGAUAUUGUUCAUCCUUAUGUGAUCUAACUGGACGAUAGCAUUUAGUAUCAUCAGCAUACAAAGCAAUACACGAUGUAGAUGUUUCCUGCGGAAGAUCGUUCACGUAAAUAACAAACAGUAAAGGACCAAGUAUUGAACCUUGCGGCACGCCAGAAAGUACUGGGAGAGAAUGUGAAGUUCUGCCAAGGACAGGUACUCUUUGGUGACGAUUGGUUACCAAACCAUUUCAACAAAAUCCCACCAAUCCCGAAUUCUUUAACUUUCUUACAAGUAAACGAUGAUCAACUCUAUCAAAAGCCUUCGCAAAGUCAAGGUAGAUGGUGUCGGUUUGGACUCUCUUGGGGUAAAUUGGAAGAUAAGAAUGAAAAAUUUACUAGAGAUUCGUAUAUCGAAGGUACGGAACAUUUUCAGCAGAGAACUGGGCUUCUUACUGCCCCGAUAAAGAUUUCGGCAGAAAUGAUGAACGAUGAAAAUAAAAUCCCCAUAUACGUACUGAAUACUACUGAUAAAUCAAUCAGAGUUUAUAGAGAACAAACUGCGGCCACAAUUCAGGAACUGCCAAGUACCCACAACAUAGAACAUAUUUCAGAGUCAAAUAUGGGGGAAAAUAGUCCAUCAUCACAAUAUGACCCGGUCCCAGAAGUAUCAAUUGGUGAACAAUUGACAACACAACAAAGAGAAAACCUAGAAGUUUUAAUUCGAAAAAAUACACAAGUUUUCGACUACCCAGGAAACAGUGGGUUCACCACAACAAUAGAGCACACAAUACCCACAGCCGUAUCUGAUCCAAUUGUGUCACCCCAGACGACACAACCUGGGGUUAACACAAAAAAUGAAUGA
Paramuricea clavata is the source of this 3312-nucleotide messenger RNA. NCBI's taxonomy places the organism in Eukaryota, Metazoa, Cnidaria, Anthozoa, Malacalcyonacea, Plexauridae. The record is from the annotation of a GenBank genome assembly.